UGCGCGCUCGACACGCUUUCCUAUCCCACGCAGGCAGACAGGCAGACAGGCACCUGUCCCGUCCUCUUUUCUCUCCUUUGAAUUAGCAUGGCUCGUCUUAUUGAUUGAUUGAUUGAUCAUGCCUGGCGAGCCACUCAACUAAAUCCAAAGACUUGAAGUAUCAAUGAGCUUCUCCCUCCACAUGCCGGCUUCAUGUCACUAUGUUUGGGUACAAGCAUGGCAGAACCACCCAGUCGGACGCCCACAUCGCAUCCAUGGUUGAACAUUGCGGAAAAACACCCAUCAGGACGUUUUUGGACAACAGGCACACACACACGCAUGUAAAUGUGUGUACAAAGUGGUCCAGAAUAAACCUGUGGAGCUUAUCUAAAGUCCAAGUGGUGGUCUUCCUGCUUGGUCUGACUCUGACCUUCCUCAUCAUGACUUCCUACGUCCUGACGUGGGACAAGAAAGGACUCCUGCUGACGCCCCCGCCCCAUCACCUCAAAGCUGCCGAUGUCCCGACCAAUGCCACAUCAGCAGCAGCUUUGGCAUCGAGCAUCUCCUUGAAAAGGACAGCCAUAGACAUGAAGCAGCUGGCGAGGGUGAUCCGCUCCAAACUGGAAUACCCACCGAGGAGGGUUCCUGACGAGAAGGACAUCAUUGGGACGGACUCCCAUUUAUUCUCUGCGAUCCCUCGCCACUUCCUGCCAGGAGUGAAAAGCCCUUGCUGGUACGAGGACUUGUCUGUUGAAAAAACCCGAGAUCCGUACAGGGGGAACCUAUACGCUCUGCGUUCCAAGACCUUCAAGAGAGUGUGUGACCGCCUGGCGUCCGCCUUCCAGUUGCAACCGCGCCGGCGCGACGACGGCGGGCUCUCGCGCCUGCGCUGCCUGCCUUACUUCUACGUCAUCGGGCAGCCCAAGUGCGGCACCACCGACUUGUUCCACAGGCUGCUGCUGCAUCCCGACGUCAAGUUCAACAUCAUGAAGGAGCCGCACUGGUGGACCAGGAAACGUUUUGGUUACAUCCGCUUCAAAGACGGCUUCCAGGAAAGUUUCCCCAUGGAAGAUUACCUGGACCUGUUUGACUUGGCGGCGUACAACAUCCAAGGAUCAAGCAGUGGAAAUUCCCCCGGAGACCGCCGCCGCCUCGCGCAUCUCAUUACAGGUGAAGCCAGCGCAUCCACGAUGUGGGACAACCAAGCGUGGAGCUAUCUCCAUGGCGACAGGGAGGAGACAGAGCCACCGUUCCUGGCUCAGGACUUCAUCCACACCGUGCAGCCCGACGCCAAAAUCAUCAUCGUGUUACGAGACCCUGCGGAAAGGUUGUACUCGGACUACUUGUACUUCAAGGUGGCAAACAAGUCGUCAGAAGACUUCCAUCAGAAGGUGUUGGAGUCUGUGCAGCUCUUCCAAUCCUGCCUGUCGGAGAGGUCGCUUCGAUCCUGCGUGUACAGCACCAGCCUCUCCAACUCCAUGCCGGUCAGGCUGAAUCUGGGCAUGUAUAUCGUCUUCCUGCUGGACUGGCUCACGGUGUUCCACAGGGAGCAGAUUCUGAUUCUACGGCUAGAGGACUAUGCGGCAAACCUUCAAGGGACCUUAAAGAAGGUGUUCGAUUUUCUGAAUUUGGGUCCUUUUCCCAAGCAGGUGGAGGUGGCGCUGACCGAGCGGCCGUUGUCCAAUACCCGGCGUGCGGCCGACAGGAGCCUGGGCCCCAUGCUGCCGUCCACUUGGGCCCUCCUGUGGGAAUUCCACCAACCGUUCAACCGUAAGCUGGCCAGGGUGCUGGACAACCCGGACUUCCUGUGGAGUAACACAUGACUUCCUACUCUUUGAAAAAGACACUUUGGGUGAAUGUGUGUGUUUUCAUUAUGUUAUUUAUUUAUUUUGUGUAUUACCAUGCUUGAAACAAUUUUACAAAUAUUAAUUUGACGAACAAUACAAUUUGACUAUGGUGAGGCGCUGACGUUUAACAGUGGAAGUUCCAAAGUUGAAUGUGGAAAUUCUUUUUGAGCAUUUAUUCGAUAUCCUUGAUUUCUAGCUCUAGGUCCAUGUGCAUUUCCCCCCUUUGUCCGCACUAGUGAGACAAUUCAACGCACUAGUAGAAUAACUCUUACUAGUAAUUUUUUUUCCUCUACUAGUGCCACUUUUGGCCUAUGAGUACGAACUUGAGAUGAAUAUCAAGGAUUUUUUUUCCUCAUAGGAAUCGAUAUGCGGAAUUGUCAGGCAGGCAAACAAAAAUGUUCUAGGAAUCGAUUUAUUGCUAUUUACAAGGGGCUUAACGAUUCGUUUUAGCACCGAUUUGAUUCGUAUCACGAUUCAUGGUUGCCGAUUUGAUUCAAAGACGAUAUUGAUUCGUUUAGAACGAUACAAUCUGAAACGUUUCAGUGGCUGGAAAUCGAUUCAGUAACUUUUUUGUCAAAAAUUCAUCCAGUGUGACUGUGAAAUAAAUACCUGCAUACUGGACAUUGCAGGUGAAAUUUCUUAGACUCUUGAUAUUUCUUAUAAGGGAAUCUGGUAAAACCUAAUUAUGGUAAUUAAAUAUGAAGAUUUUCCUGA
Phyllopteryx taeniolatus (common seadragon) is the source of this 2540-nucleotide messenger RNA. RefSeq names its product carbohydrate sulfotransferase 15-like. The record is from RefSeq and is a predicted model, not a curated record. Gene Ontology annotation, molecular function: N-acetylgalactosamine 4-sulfate 6-O-sulfotransferase activity. The coding region runs from base 201 to 1802 and encodes 533 amino acids. NCBI's taxonomy places the organism in Eukaryota, Metazoa, Chordata, Actinopteri, Syngnathiformes, Syngnathidae. Gene Ontology annotation, biological process: hexose biosynthetic process. The transcript has 8 exons.